This is a messenger RNA of Epinephelus moara (kelp grouper), 4934 nucleotides long. RefSeq names its product UBA-like domain containing 2 (gene ubald2). NCBI's taxonomy places the organism in Eukaryota, Metazoa, Chordata, Actinopteri, Perciformes, Serranidae. The record is from RefSeq and is a predicted model, not a curated record. Gene Ontology annotation, molecular function: protein binding. The coding region runs from base 147 to 680 and encodes 177 amino acids. The transcript has 3 exons.
UGCGGAGACUCGGCGGUGGGAGACAGACAGGCAGGCAGGGAGGACCGGGGUCUGAAGGGUUCACAGGAGUCGAUCCGAGUGAAGGUUUAACUAGUUUUGUUUUGUUUUGGACUUUAAAGCAACUGCGUGUUGCGGGGAAAGCUGUCAUGUCGGUGAAUAUGGACGAACUCAGACAUCAAGUCAUGAUCAACCAGUUUGUUUUGACGGCUGGAUGCGCCGCCGAUCAGGCGAAGCAGCUCCUACAAGCGGCCCACUGGCAGUUUGAGACGGCCUUAAGCUCCUUCUUCCAGGAGGCCAACAUCCCCAGUCACCACCACCAGAUGAUGUGCACUCCGAGAAACACUCCUGCCACGCCGCCGAACUUCCCAGAUGCCAUCACAAUGUUCUCCAAGCUGCGGGCGUCUGAGUGUAGCUCCAGCGUUGGCAGCGGCCCCUCCCAGGCGUCCAUGGCAUGCUCCCCCCCAGCCCCCUCCUCCACAUCGGGCUUCAGUUCCUUUUGGGCCUCCUCACCACCCAGCCACCAGCCGGCCUGGCUGCCCCCGUCAUCACCCACGGGCCACCACAUGCACCACCACUACCACCACCACCACAUGCAACAGACUCCCAUGUGGCCCCCCGUCUCUCAGCCCAGCGGCUCCCAGCAGCCCCCCGUUGUAUCAGCGCUCCAUGGCCAGAGAUGAGACAGGAACGAGGCAGGGAGCGAGGCUGGUUCAAGUGUAGCCAAAUGAAUCUGUUUUGGGAGGGUGGGGGAUGUCGGGGUUGGGGAUGGGAGGGUUUCACGUGUGGAACGAGAGGAAAAGGAAAAAGACAAAGAUACUGUUUUCCUCUCUUGUUUUUCUAAACUGAAGAUGAGUAGUCGGACUCAGCAGGAGACUCCUUCUCUCCAUCUUCAUCACAAGUCAUCCAAGCCGAGGAAGAACCUGGAGGGUCUCUGAUGAUAACACUGAGUCUCUGCAGAAACUUUUUAUCAUCAUCAAUGCAAAACAAGCCCAGGACUCAGCAGAGCACUCUCUGAGGAUAGGAGCCAUGUGAUCUGUUGAAGUGAUCUUUUUUUUUUUUUUUAAUAGAAACUCUUCUUCUUUCAGAGGGUUCAGAAAUAAUUUGACAGGAAGUCGGCAAUAACCAGCAGAUAAACAAAGAGGUUGUAGAUGAAUGGCCUCAGAUGUGUGGAGCAUGUGUACAGUGUGAACAAGUUUAUAGAUGUGUAUUAAUGCUGGAGCCAUGAAGUCAAGUUUCAUUUACAACCAUAAAACUGCUCUCCACAGUGAAACUUAACACUGGCCGGAUCACAUGCCGUCGUACUAGAGAGACACAACAGUUGGUGCAUAUUGUGCAUUUUUACCAUUACACCUGAGUCACAGACCAGAUUUACAACACAAAUAAACCCAGAAAGGUUGUUUGAAAACAUUAACCUCCUCAAACACCCUCAAAUCCAUCUGGAUGAGAAAAUACUUACUGCUGCUGCACAUUAAGAAAGAUUUUAAAUUAGUUUCUCAUCCUCUGUCGCUGUUUGCAAACUGUAAUGUCUAAUUCAGGAUUUCUGUUUGGAAAAACGAGGUCAGUCUCUGGAGUUCACUCUUCAGCUCCUUCUGCAGAGCUUGUAUUAGAAGCAAAAUUAAAUGAUUACUUUUUGAGCUUAAAAAAAACCACAGCUCUUAUGAAAAUGUACCAGUGCAGUCUGUGGUGUCUGUUACAGGCUGCUAAAAACAAAUAUUAAACGAUGAUAUGAGGUAAUUCAUAAAAAAUGACCGUGCCUGUCUAAACAUAUGGCGUGAACCACACUACAUACUGUUGAGUGAGGUUAUGUGUCCACAGCUGAAUUGAUUAUAAAUACACACUUUCAUGUUUCACGUGUUGUACAAAAAGAGCGUCGACAUACUUCUGACUACCUGGAUAGAAAAUACAGUCGCACGUUUCGAAAAUCUUUUUUAUGUUUGCAGUGGUCAGAAUAUUUUUUUCAUCCAGAUGGACACAAGUGUUUGAGGAUUCUGUAAAUCCCUUAAAAUUUGCAGGAAGUGUUAAUAUAAUGAGUAAAAUGAUAAUACACAAGAGGCACGUGUCAAACACAAACACAUGGUGAGGGAAGAUGUAUUGCAAGGUAGAAGUAUGAUCAGUACGUUUGGUAGAACGGCAAUAAUUUGAUAAUUGAAAGAGCUGCCACGUUUUUAUUUUUUUUAUUUUUUUAUCAUUUUAGCCCAACGGUCAAAGAAAGAGACUUUAAAGACGCCAUGUUGAAUAAGCAGGAGAGUAGUUUUUAAUUUUCCUGAUUGCAGCAAGAAAACCUCAAUAUUGAUUUUCUGUUGACUGAUAAUGAGGCAGUUUUGUAAAUAAAACCCUCAGCCAAAAUAUUUCAGUCACACUGAUGAUGAUCUCACAAAAACGCACAUUUUAAUUUGACAUAGUCAGGCGGUGAGCUGCCAGUACCUCUGCCAUGUCUCUCUCUGUCUGUCUGUCUAUCUGUGGGGGGGGGGGGUUAGAGGCCAACUCAGUGAUUUUCCACACAACCUUUCAGACGCUCAACCACUCCUACCUCUGUCUGUGUGAAUGGGAGAGGCCCCACAUGUGCUCUGAAUGUAUUCUCUGCUGCAAACACAGACAGGAUCAGAGGGUUUAAACAAGUACAAACUGCUGCUGAAGAAUUUACAACAGAGCUCAGCGGACGGCUGAAAUCUGUGUUCACACCUGAAUACAGUCCGGAGUCCGAAAUGAUUGUUUGGAUCUACAAAAACCUCGACCAGACUUUGUUUGUUCACAAAACCACCAGUAGAUUAGUUUCAAGUUUUAAAAAUGAAAACCAGAAAGUCACUGUCACUUCACGGGAAAGAGGAAGCAGUAGUUGUCGACUUCAGGGAGCAACGGGAUGCAGAAAGAAAAGAAAAAAACAAACUUUUAUUCUUCACAUCACCACACAGACAAUCAGCUCAGUUUCUGUAUGAUUUUCCUCUUUUAUUUGUUCACAGCGGCUCACUUUGAGUCUGUCUCUGGGAGGUAGGGCUUCACGAUCAAAGCUGUUAUUUUCCCAUCAUAAGAUAUCUUAAUUAAUACUGUUCAAACCCAGCAACCUGAUACGAUUAUAUUUAAUAUCAGAUACAGAAAUGAAUGAAAUGAUCUUUGAUGUAAAGGAAAAAUCCCUCCUGAAACACUAGAAAAACAGCUGCUGGUGAUGUUUACACCUCUGGACUUGCUUUGUUCUGUGAAUCUUUCACAUUCUUGUGUUGAUAUUUGACUAAAGGGCACCACAGUCGUUGUACAGACAUGUUUACUUCCCUUUCUCUGGGUCAUUUACCCUCUUUGAAAGGAGUUUUUGCAGGUUCAGUAAUAUGUAUAACAUUUUUUUGCCCAUUCUGAAUGCAACCGAGACAGUUUUACAUUUUCACAUUGUCAUCAGUUGCAGGCAGUCAUAGUUUUUGCAGACUGUUAAGGGUUUUUUUUAGUCAUAUAAUCCAUCACGUUAAAUAUUAAACAUUCCAGUAACACUGAGAGGUAAAGCAGUUAAAGUGCUGAUUGAUUUGAAAACUCUAGAUUAUUUUCAAUAUAGGGGUGUAAAUCUCAAGUUUUAACAUGAUACAAUUACCAUUGUUUGCCUGGCACAAGCCCACUAGCACUAUUUGAAUGUUUAGGCAGGAAGUAGGCUUGGAUGGAAAUGAUGACACAGAUGAGACAUAGGAAUUUCAAUAUAAAGGUGUAUCCUGAAGAUGACGAUAUGUCUUGAUGUUUAAAUUUUGCAUUGGUGAUUAUUGAAUCGAUAUACUGAUCUGGAUCGUUGUAUUUUUAAAUCCCUAUUUUAUUAUCAAUUAAUAUGCCUUUUUCUUUAUCAUUAAUUAAUCUUUUGUUUUUGUAAAACAUCAGAAAACAGUGAAAAAUGAACCAUUCAAAUAUAUAUAGUUUCCUUUGAUGUAAAAUCAGCAAAUUAUCACAUUUUAAAGCUAAAACCAUCAGAUGUGUUACAACUCUUAUGAUCUUUUACUUCUAAAAAUGACUAAACAUCAUUCAUUUAAAACGUUUAAGUUAAAUUUAAGGUUUUUUAUACUUAUACUCAGCAACAGUUUCAUGCACAAAACAUCAUCUGCUUAUUAAAUGUGAGUCAUUAUAUUUUAAUAGAAAAACCAACAAUAUUAAAAGUUAAGUUGAAUCAGCAUGAAAAACUUUUGAAGUACUUUUUGUUGAGAUUAAUGUAACUUAAUAGAAAUUAAUGCAGACUUUAUAUUUUCUGUGAUGGAUUAUACGACUCCAGAGAUUCUUAAGAGUCUGCAAGUACAUUUUUAUGCCUUACCAUAAUGACAUCUAGAACGGCAGAAAUAUUACAUUAAAUUGUCUCAAACACAGCAACAUGGUGAAAAGAAAUGUUGGACUGUGAUUUUGUGUUGAACAUGCCUUUGUGCUAUAAAUCAGGCAGGUUAAGACGUUUUUAUUGAAGUGUUUAAUGACCUGAGGGCGGAUUUUUCCUUUAAAUCAAACCAAUUGUGGACGAGUUGAGGCGGAUUUUGAAUGUCUGAAAUUUGCUGAACUCCUGACUGAUGAGUUUUGGUGACGGGACGUGUUGUCUGCUGUUGUGUUUAAUGAAUGAACUGCAGGUUUUGGAGUUUUGUGGGAGGACAGGAGAGUCUUUGUACAAGCUUACCGCAGGGUGCUUUACUCUGUUAUUAUCUCUGUGAUGGAGCUCCAUGUAGAGGUACAUGGUAACUGGAGAUUUGGAAACUGUAACCAGUAAGAUACAACUUAUGUGUCCCAACCACCUAGAAGAUUUUACAAACUGGGUGUUUUUCUUUUAACCUCCUGUUCAACUUUUAUUUUGCUCUCACCAAGUGGAUGACGGUAUUUUUUUUUUCUUCUAAUCCAUGGCUCUUUUAUAGAGAUUUCUCUUGAGUACUUUAUGUUCAUUUCCGCUGUUGAAAUUUGUAUUUAUAUGUUUAAUAAAACAAGGUAUGAUCUGC